Strongylocentrotus purpuratus (purple sea urchin) is the source of this 2911-nucleotide messenger RNA. RefSeq names its product sec1 family domain-containing protein 1 (gene scfd1). The transcript has 21 exons. The record is from RefSeq and is a predicted model, not a curated record. NCBI's taxonomy places the organism in Eukaryota, Metazoa, Echinodermata, Echinoidea, Camarodonta, Strongylocentrotidae. Gene Ontology annotation, cellular component: cytosol; Golgi membrane. Gene Ontology annotation, molecular function: syntaxin binding. The coding region runs from base 54 to 2006 and encodes 650 amino acids. Gene Ontology annotation, biological process: intracellular protein transport; endoplasmic reticulum to Golgi vesicle-mediated transport.
GUGGCUAGCUUCCUGCUGAUUGGUCGCCACUUUGCACUGAAGCCAUCAAGGAGAUGCACGGAGAGAUUGUGUCGAUUUCUGAUAACAUGGCAGUGUCAAUAAGAGAAAAACAGAUUGCUGCUCUGAAGCGAAUGCUGAAUCUAAAUGCAAUACCAACCAAAGCUACCCUUGCAGAGCCAGCAUGGAAGGUUCUGGUCUAUGAUCGCUUUGGUCAAGAUGUCAUUUCUCCUCUUCUAUCCGUGAAGGAGCUAAGAGAUAUGGGAGUUACACUUCACUUAUUAUUGCAUUCUGAUCGAGAUCCUAUACCAGAUGUGCCGGCUGUAUACUUUGUCCUACCAACAGAAGAAAAUGUGCAACGAAUAUGUCAGGACUUUCAGAAUCAGACAUAUGUAUCAUACUACUUGAACUUCAUCUCAGCAAUAUCUCGCCAGAGACUAGAAGACCUUGCCAGUGCUGCUCUUCAGUCUAAUGCUGUCAGUCUCAUAUCUAAGGUUUUCGACCAAUAUCUGAAUUUCAUCACCUUAGAGGAUCACUUUUUCACAGUCAGGCAUCAAAACAGAGACUCAAUAUCCUACCAUGCCAUCAAUCGGAGUGAUGUGAAAGACACAGAAAUGGAUUCCAUCAUGGAUACUAUUGUUGAUAGCCUCUUUUCAUUCUUUGUGACUAUGGGAACUGUGCCUAUCAUCAGGUCUGCCAAGGGUAAUGCAGCAGAGAUGGUGGCAGAGAAACUAGAUAAGAAGCUUAGAGAGAAUCUUCGUGAUGCAAGGAAUAGCCUUUUCACAGCAGAUAGUGUUCAGUCUGGUCAGAUCAGUUUUCAGCGUCCUCUCCUUGUGAUCUUAGAUAGAAACAUGGACAUGGCUACUCCUCUUCACCAUACAUGGACAUAUCAAGCAUUGUCACAUGAUGUACUGGAUUUGCAGCUGAAUAGAGUGACAUUAGAAGAGACUGUUCCUAUCAGUAGUCCUGGUGCAGGGCCUGGAAGAACAAGGAAAAAAGUCAAGUCUUAUGAUCUUUCUUGCACAGACAGGUUCUGGAUAGGACAGAAGGGAAAUCCAUUUCCAGAAGUAGCUGAGGCAGUUCAGAGUGAGUUGGAUGCUUACAGGGCUUCUGAAGAUGAAGUCAAGAAACUCAAAUCAGCUAUGGGGCUUGAAGGUGAAGAUGAGGAGGCAAUUAGCUUGCUUUCAGACACAACGGCUAAAUUAACUUCUGCAGUAAGCUCUCUUCCAGAAUUGCUUGAGAAGAAAAGACACAUUGACAUGCAUAUGAACAUUGCUACUGCUCUCCUUGAUCAUAUAAAGGCAAGGAAGUUGGAUGUAUACUUUGAACUUGAAGAGAAAUUGAUGAGUAAACAGACAUUAGAUAAAUCUUUGAUGGAUGUGAUCUCAGAUCCUGAUGCUGGCUUACCAGAAGAUAAGAUGAGACUCUUCAUCAUCUUCUACAUGUGCUCUCCAUCAGUACCAGAUUCUGAGGUUGAGCAGUACCGAACAGCAUUAGAAGCAGCUGGUUGUAACCUAGCUCCAUUAGAUUAUAUCAAGAGAUGGAAAGCUUUUAGCAAGAUGGCUGCACCACCUAGCCAGUAUGGAGGUGGAGGUACAAAGACAGUUGGAAUGUUUUCCAAACUCAUGAGCACAGGAUCUAACUUUGUCAUGGAAGGUGUCAAGAACUUUGUUGUCAAGAAACAUAACCUGCCCGUAACAAGAGUUGUGGAUUCCCUAAUGGAGCUGAAAUCAAACACAGAAACAGAUGACUACAGAUAUUUUGAUCCUAAGCUCCUUAGAAUGACUGACAGUUCUUCUUCUAUCCCUCGGACCAAGACACCAUACCAAGAAGCCAUUGUGUUUGUAGUCGGAGGAGGAAACUAUAUUGAAUACCAGAAUCUACUAGACUAUGUCAAGAGUAAAUCCAACACUGGUAGUGGAGGCAAGAAGAUAACGUAUGGCUGCAGUGAAGUGCUUAAUUCAGCGCAAUUUAUGAAACAGAUCACCCUUCUUGGGGAGGAGCAUUGAAAUAGAUGUCUGCCUUCAAAGCUUCACUAAUUCAGAUUAUUUAAUGAAGAUACUACAGACAUGGACAUAUUUAUCAAAACUUUGAUGCAUUCAUUCACAUAUUAGAUAACUUUACAAAGACAUAGCUCAGUGUCUUACUAAUUUUCAGCAUUAGAUAUGAUACAACUCGAUCACUUCUAGAUCCCAAUCAAAUGAUUGGUCAAACGCUGUUAUGUGUGAUUCACUUACUGAGAUAAACUUGGGGUUUAUUUGUCAGCAAUUCUGACACAAAACUAUCUUGAAAUGGAUUCAUUUUACAACAAAUAACAAGGAUCUAGGAGUUUCGUUGUAUAAUACAAAUGAUGCAUGUAUUCAUUCAUUCGUUCAUGACAGGAUCUAUCUGUUCCUGUUGAGGCUGUAUGCACCUAUUGUAUUAAGCCGUAUGAAGCCACUUACAUGUACUCUGGUUUAUAAUUUUAAUUUCUUUGAAUCCAGAUUAUGACUUUUAUGCUAGCCAACAAAGCUGAAGGUGCAAUUAUCAUACCGCCUUUUAUAGAAGUAAUGCUUUACAUCAAAUGAGUUAUGAUAUCUAUAAUGUAUUUAUAUUCUUGUAUUUUAAGAAAUCAACCACAUUUGUGUAUGUUUCUUUUUUUGUGUUGUUUAAUUUUUAAUGAUUGCUGAAAUCAUAGGUAUAGCUCAGUAUUUAUUAAUAUAGAAGUUUUCAUAUUCAUUUAUUGAUACUGGACAUUGUUGAACUGAAUCAAUCCAAUGUUCCUUAUAAAGAUUUAAAACAGAGCAGAUGGAAGAAAUCUUCACCAAAAUGAAUAAUUUAUGAAAUUAAGAUCCCCCUGAGUAUCUGUGGUUGUCACAUGUACAAAGCAAAAACAAUGCUAUUUUGACAUAAAAUGCAAUCAACGUUUUACAUA